UAAAUAUUAUCAUGAUGUGCCAUUAUAAUUUGUUUAUCUUGUCGAAAAGUAAACUGCGAUAUGUUUGGACUUGACGGUUAUGCAGGUAUUUUCAAACGGCCGACACUUAUUUUACAUUCUUCAACAGCGAUGAUUUUAUUAAAAAACACAUUAUUUUGGUGCUGUGUGGUUUUGUGUUUUACCGGUGGGAAAAGCCAUGAUGCCUGUUUACCUUUUGAACUGAAGAAUUCAUGCCACACGAAGGAAAACCAGUCUGCUAUAGUAUGCAUGGGAGGAUUGCCAGAACAUUUUUACCAAACAAGUGAUUUUAUAAAAAUGGCAUCUUUGCAUUGUUGGCCCAACGAAUCUUUCGAUCCAUAUGACGUUCUCCCAUUUUUUCCAAAAAUCGAGAAAUUCACUUUAUCCAGAAGUGAAACUACAACAAUAUUGAAGGAUUUCCCCCCUUCAUCAACACUAAAGGAAUUAAAUAUCACAUUUACAUCUAUUGAAUUCUUGGAAGUCUCGGUGUUUUUAAAACUUAAUUCCUUAGAAGUGUUGGAUUUGAGACAUAAUAAAUUGAGAAUAUUUAAUCCGAGUUUUACAGCUGAUAUACGCAGUAUGGAGGCUAUUUAUCUCGCUGGAAAUCCUUAUUCUUGCGGAGAUAAUUUCUCGUGGAUAACAUUCGAAAACAGUACAUUUAAUAAAUUAGUAAAAGAUGUCGAUGAAAUGAUCUGCGGAACACAUCGAUUCAAUGGGAAACCUCUAAAACGAGUAAUGGAGAUUGUGGAGACUCUGAAGAGUGAAUGCCGUAUAAAAGUACCAGCCAACUGCACGUGCGUUUUGGAUCAUGUAAUUCGAGUUUCUAGACAUAAUUUGAGACCAAUGAUCAUAGUCAACUGUACACAUCAACAAAUGACGACACUACCUAGUCAAUUACCAAAUUCUACUACAACUUUAAUAAUGCGUGGAAAUAUGAUUUCUAAUCUUAGCGAAUUUAUUACGAAUGAGAGCUAUUCUAAACUUUUGAACGUGUAUUUGGACUAUAACAAUAUUUCAUCCAUAAAUACACUGUUUGUGUCUUCUUGGUUGACCACCUUUCGUGCUCUCAGUUUGAAAGGAAAUCAUUUAUCAGAGAUGCCUUUAUUUGCGUUAGAAAAUAUUUUUGAAAAGAAUCGUAACGUUGGUAAAUUCUUGUUGAGCGAGAAUCCGUGGAGAUGUGAUUGCGAGUUUACUCCAUUAUUUAAAAAUUUUUUGGUCACAUACAGAUCAAUCAUUAAAGAUGCAGGGAAUGUGAAAUGCGCAGCUGAAAGUGGCGACAAAAAUUCGUUGGUUUCGAUAAUUUCUCUUCAUCGUAAGAACCUCUGCAGUGAAAAAAUGUCCCAUUUAUCGUUCAUGAAUUUCCUGAGCAUAUGUUUCAGUAUUCUACUUUUCAUAUUGUUGACUGAUUUCGCCCGUAAUUAUUACAUGUAUAAAAAAUACAGUAAAUUACCCUGGAUUGCUAAAAAAUUACCUUUUUAAUUUGAAUUGAAAAACCAACUGUAUUACCUAUAUCAUAAUAAUAUGUAGGUAUACCUAUUCGAUAUUUGAUAUUUCUCAAGUACAUUAGGUCUACAUUAUAUUGAGUGAAAUAAAAGCAUAUUGUCAACUUUA
Planococcus citri (citrus mealybug) is the source of this 1629-nucleotide messenger RNA. It is a transcript of the gene swi2, whose product is annotated as Protein singed wings 2. The coding region runs from base 61 to 1497 and encodes 478 amino acids. The record is from RefSeq and is a predicted model, not a curated record. Gene Ontology annotation, molecular function: protein binding. The transcript has 11 exons. Lineage: Eukaryota; Metazoa; Arthropoda; Insecta; Hemiptera; Pseudococcidae.